Molecule: messenger RNA, 3593 nt
Organism: Emiliania huxleyi CCMP1516
Lineage: Eukaryota; Haptophyta; Isochrysidales; Noelaerhabdaceae
Exons: 15
Coding region: 1-3333 (1110 amino acids)
Biological process (GO): lipid metabolic process; carbohydrate metabolic process
Source: RefSeq, a predicted model, not a curated record
AUGCCGGGGCCGUACAGCAGCUUGAUGGUGCUUCGCCGGCGUGCGUCCCGGAGCGGACACAGACGCCCGAUCAAGUUGGAGGGCCGGCACGGUGCUCGAGUGGACCGCCGAGCGCUCGUCGAUCGUGCCAAUGUCGUCGUGACCUCUGUCGACCCGCAAACCGUGCUGUCGGUGGGUAACGGGCAGACUGCCUUCACCGCAGACGUGACCGGCCUGCAGACUCUCAACGCCACCUACCUCUCCCCGCCGCUGCUGACGCAGACGCACGCCGACUGGGGCUGGCACGUCACGCCGCCGCCGGCCGGCGUGGAGCCUCUCCGCUUCACCGAGGCGGAGAUCUCUGCGCGCAACCACUCCGCCAGGUACCCCGUGCUGCAGCCAAAGCUGGCGGCCGAGACCGCCUGGCUGCGCGCCAACCCUCACCGCCUCUCGCUGCUCCGCCUCUUCCUCCGCCGCACCGACCCACGCCUGCCUCCGAUCGCGCCGUCCGACCUGCGGUCGCCUCGCCAGACGCUCCACCUUUGGAACGGUACGCUGACCUCCUCGUUCGAGCUCGACGGCGCGCCCGUGUCGGUCGUCACCGCCGUCCACCCCUCCCUCGACGCCCUCGCCACGCGGGUCUGCUCCCCAGCGGUGCGGUCGCGCCGCCUCGGCCUCGGCCUCGCCUUCCCGUACGGAUCGGAGGCCUUCCAGGGAGGGCUCGAGUGGGGCAAGGCCGACCGCCACGCCUCCACGCUCGUCAGCGGCGGGCGGCGGUGCGACGGCCGCCCGGUCCUCCUCCGCCGCCUCGACGCGACGACGCACUACGUCCACCUCGCUCUGGGCGGCGGGGGCUGCCCCCACCUCGCCGCCGGCCGCGUGCCGCACGACUGGUCGAUCGCCCGCGCGGAGGGGGGAGGCGUGGAGGGAGGCGUGGAGGGAGGCGCCUCGGGGGAGGGCAGUGCCUGCCUCGACGCCACGCUGUGGCUGUCGCCCGCGCGCGAGCAGGUCUCGCCGCCCUCGGCGGCGGAGGUGUUUGCGGCGGCGGCGGCGCACUGGCCACGCGAGUGGUCGCGCGGCGCGGCGCUCGACUUGUCCGGCAGCGCGGCCAAGGGCGCCGCCGCCCUCGAGGCGCCUUGCGCCGCCGCGCUCGAGGCUCGAGUCGUGCGCUCACAGUACCUCUCGAUGUCGCAGGAGGCGGGGAGCAGCCCGCCGCAGGAAGAUGACCGCUCGUGCGACCUCGGAUGGAUGCACAGCGCCCACCACUUCCUCUGGGGCCGGCCCGACCUGGCGCUGCGCUGCGAGCCGUACUUCGAGCGCGUGAGGGCGCAGGCGCGGCGGCACACGCGCGUCGCGCAGCGCUAUCGCGGCGUGCGGUGGCCAAAGAUGGCGGGGCCACCGCAGCUGAUGCCGGCGAUCGGCGACGCCGUCGAGCCGGCGGGCGCGCCGCUCUUCGACGGCCCGGGCGGUGCGGGGCCGCUCAUCGUGUGGGAGCAGGUGCACCCCAUCGUGUUCGCCGAGCUCGCCUACCGCUCCGCGCCGGACGCGGCCACGGCCACGGUCGAGCGGCACAACCGGACGGUGCACAACAGCGCCGAUUUCAUGGCCGAUUUUGUGUUGGCGCCCCUCCCUCCCUCCGAGCCGCACGCCUGCCUGCCGCUCGGUCCGCCGCUGUGGACAGCCGAGGUCGAGUCGAACGAAGGGCGGCCGGCGAGCGACGCAACCUCCCAGAACCCCACCUUUGAGCUCGUCUACUGGCGCUUUGGCCUCACGCUGGCGGCGCGGUGGCGGAGGCGGCUCGGACUGCCGCCCGUGCUUGCGUGGCAGGAGGUCCUUGCGCGGCUGUGCAAGCCGACGGCGCGGCCGCUGCGUGGCGUGCCAGGGGCGCCGCCAGGCUACCGCCCCUACGAGCGCUCCAGCGACGCCGCCCUGAUUUCGAACGGUGUCGCGCCGCAGCUCUUCGCCGCUGCCUUCGCACCGGGCGAGAGGCUCGGCGCCGACGCCGCCGCGCUCCGCAACACGCUCGGCGCCACCAUCGCGGCCUUGCUGCGCAACUUGCCUUGGGGCUCCGACGCCGCGAUGUACGCGAUGGCUGCGGCGCGGCUCGGCAACGCCUCGCUCGCCGCCUCGAUCCUCGCCGAUCCGGACGGCUUGUGGACGCGCCGGUUUGCGCCGAGCGGGCACUACGCCAACGCCUUCUUGCCGGUCUACCUGCCGGCGAACGGCGCGCUCCUCGCCGCCGUCGCCUUCAUGGCGGGCGGGUGGGACGGCGACGGCGGCCGCCCCGCGCCCGGAUUUCCGCGUGACGGGUCGUGGACCGCGGCGACUGAAUGGCGCGUGCGGGCGCUGCUGGACUCAGAGCCGCUUGCUGGCGACCCGCACACAAUUUCGCUGCCGCUCGACGACGGCUGCCACGCGCCCGCCUCGCGGCCCGCCGAGGUGAGCCCGCUACUCAACCUUACCGCGGCAAAGCUGCUGAUGCAGCUCAACGCGGUUUUGCUGUGCAGUGUGGGCGGGAUUCAGACGUGGACGGCGGCGGCUGCGACGCCGUGGCGCCGCCUCCCUCCCCUCAACUUGACUCUCCUCGCCUCGAGCUGCAACCCGGGGAUGCCGAGCUGCGAGGCGUACUCGAAGGCGGCCUCGCUCGCGGGCGAGGAGCGGUGGGUGGUGGUCGCCUUUCGCGGGACGCGAGACCUCGACGCGGGAGCGUGGCUGACCAACUUCCAGACGUGGCAGGACGACGUGGCGGGCGGGUCGUGCGGCGAGAGGGGCGUGGAGGCGCUCCUCGCCGAGCACCCGACGUACCGGCUGGUCGUCACCGGCCACUCCUGCGGCGCCUCGCUCGCGACGCUGAUGGUCUUGCUCACGCCCAACUCGGGAGGCACCGAGGCGGGGGGGUGCGCAGGCGCCGGAUCCUGCAACGACGCCGUGCCCGGCUACAGGCUCUCCAUCCUCGACCACACCACCGCUACUUUGGGGCGCCGCAAACGCAGACGAGCCAUGCCGCUCUGCACGAAGAGCCUCGCGAUCAGCGCAAACUGCGUCGUCGGCGCCGCUUACGGGCUCCAAUUCUUCCUCGCCCCGGGCUUCACGAUCGAGCAGAACUUCAAGGUCGUUCCCGACAAAUACCACAAGUUCAUGGGUCGUUUCACCGGCAUGUGCAUGCUCACACUCUGCAAGCUCAUGAAGUCCGCCGACGAAGCGAUCGUGUGGCCGGUCUCUUUCGCUUUCACGGCGGCCGUCAUGGCGUGCGGACCUGGCUUCGCCGAGAUGUACCUUGACACUACGCCGAUGCACAAGGUCGCGCCGGUCCUCGUCGGCGGCGUCCUCGCCGUCCACCUGCUCUCCGCGUGAAGCUCUCCGCCUGGGUCCGCCUGCCUGCCCGCGCCCGGAAAUGCACACAAUGCACCGCGGCAUGCAGAGGUUAGCUGGCAGAGUGCAACGAAGGAACAGUGUCGAACACGUCCCAACUUCUUGUUCUUCUUCAAGAAGCCCCGCCUGACUUCCGACGCGUGCGCGUGGCCGUGGGUGUCGGGGACGCUCAGCGCGCUCUUUGUACCUCGCCAAUGACCAUAUUGGUGUACGACGUAUCGAUGCCCAGUAAACAUUAUCCC